AUGGGGCUGGAGAAACGAACCAUCAAGAUCAUUCUUAUAGUUGCUGCUGUGGUCCUUGUUAUCGGUGCUAUCAUCGGCUUGCUACUUGGCCUGCUACUGCCGCAGCGUUAUGUCGAGCUGGAGGUCUGGCCUCGUUCUGAAGAGUACAACUGGGAGCAGCCUCUGAUCCAGGUGAGGGGCAAUGACCCCGGCAGCUGGCACAUCUGGUACCAGCGACUCAAUGAUUUCCUCAGAGUUUACGAGACCUCUAUUCCUGAGGACCCUCCUCGAGCUCCGUGCUCGGUCCACAACCGACGGGAUCAGCACCUUCGAUCCGACGCUUGUGACAUGGCCAUGAGGCUGUGGCACCCCUGCACCGCCGAUGACUUCUACGGAUACGCCAUGGGGAAACCUUGUAUCUUUCUUAGACUGUCUCAUAUCCACUACUGGGUACCGGAGCCAUACAAUAUGACGAUGCCGAUGUCCAUACCUCCUGACAUGCCACAGCACAUACGGGAAGCGAUGCGUCAUCGCCCUGCCAACCAAUACGGUGACUUCGUGUGGGUAUCCUGUGGAGGGGAGUUCAGCGCUGACAAGGAGAACAUUGGCCCUAUCCAGUACAUCCCUGCGGAGUACCCACCAGGGUUCCCUCUUAGCAGACUGCAUACAGCUGACCGUAUUCCCUACUCGGCCAGGAACAUGCCUGACCAAGUCCCUGGCCCUCUGAUCGCCGUCCAUUUUGAAAACCCACGACGUUAUGGUUUGACGACACCAAAGACAGUUACCAUGGAUGUAGAUCCUCCUAAGGCGCCAGAAGUUCCUAAAAUUUUGCCAGUAGUGGACACUGUGACAACGGAAGCUCCCGUACCGAGCUCGUCAGCAACAGCAGCACCCACAACUCCAGCGCCUACCACUCCAGCUCCAACGCCGGCACCUACGCCAGCACCUACACCAGCACCUACACCUGCUCCCACGCCGGCGCCUACUCCUGCACCUACACCUGCCCCAGCUCCCACUCCUGCGCCUACACCUGCUCCCCUCCCCGCCCCUGACCAGGGAUCAUGGGCUUACACUGACGAAAAGAGCAAUGUGACCUGCAUUGUGACACAAUUUGCAGCCCAACUGAAUGUCACAUACACCAAGAUAGUGGAGAAUGCUACAUCCCUAUGGUACGUGAGGUUCAACGUUCCCGCCAACGCGUCAGUCCUCAAUGGCAGCUGUUCUGAUCCCGACCAGUGGAUCCAGAUCACGUGGAAGACCAACGAGAACAGCAUGAUCAACAACACCAUGACCCUCGUCUACCACGAGAAUGCCACAACAAAGAACUACGGACUGAAAAGCCUGAACCUUACCCUGACUCCUGAUAACUUCGUCAAUGGAUCUAAGGACGCGAUUGAAUUAUACCACGGAUCGGAGUGGGUCACUCCUCUGGCUACUUCGUACCGCUGCAAGUCUGCCACCCAGCUUAACUUGACUUCCGAGUCUCUUAGCGCUGUGGCCGUGCUUACACUGUCACGUCUCCAAGAAGAAGCUUACCGUACCACCGCUGGCAGUGGAUUCAGUGCUGCCCGCGACUGCGGCGGCGGUGACGUCCCCGACGCGGUGCCCAUUGCUGUGGGCUGCGCGCUUGGUGGACUGGUGGUGGUCGUGCUGAUAGCCUACCUGGUGGGCCGCCGGUAUUCCGCCUCCCGCGGGUACCUCUCUAUGUAGACUGCAAGAUGUUAGCCGCACAGCGAUUCGGCGGGAGUAGUCAAUAUAUGAAGAUAUAGAAAACAGAUAUACAUUGUUUGCAUCGCAUUUACCCACACAGGUCCCUACUUAACCCUUUAUUUCUAUUGUAUUGUCAUCUCAGUUACUGGCUUAAAUAUUAAAGUAAUUAUCCUUAAAAGCUGGGCUUUAAAAACUAAGGAUAUUUCUAAUAUCCGGUCAAUGUGAGAUUAUCAAAACUAAAUACGUAUUUUUUUUUCUUUGCCCAAUGUCAAUGUUGACGGCAACUUCCACAUUGACCACAUAAUCGUGUGGUUACACUAUUUUCAAGUUGAAUUCCAAAUAUUGGCUUUAGUGUUGAAAUAGCGAGCAGAUAGUGUAUAGUAAAUUUUGCUCAAAAUUUUAAACAAUUAUUCCAUGUCUGAUUGAUUCCGGUAUUGUUUUAACAAGGGUUUACGAUUUUUUAUUUUGUACUCUAAAUGGUUGCAUUCGCGAACUGACCAUAAUGUAACCGAAGUUCUAAAUAUUUUUUCUCAAAAAGUUUCUAUUUCCUAAGCCAUUGUUGUUUUCGGCCAUAAUAGCGUAAAAUAAUAAUAAAAAAUUAAACGACAUAGAUACAGUAACAUUGUAAAAAUGUGAUUUAGUAGUAAUUAUAAUAUUGUGUGUAUAGAAUAGUAUUUUUUGUUUGUCAAAAUUUCGCAAUAAUUAUUUUAUUUCUCAGUUUUUUCGUAGACUUUUUAUAUUAUUAUGUGCUUUGUUUAGUCCAAAGAUUUUAUUUUCAUUUCAGUUAUAUGCACGUAUAACUAAACACGUAUAUGUAUAUGGGGUCAAUUUAUUGUCAAAUGUCCAUAAUAUCCAUAAAUAUUAUAAACAAUCAGUUUAGAUACAGUUAGUCGAUAAUAAAAUGAAUGCAGUGUCUUUCUUUUAUUAGAAUUUAGUAUUCAGACUAUUUUAAGUGUAACAUUAAAGCUGGACAAUGUCAUUGCUACAUUUGUGCUUAUCUGUGGUCACUGGUGUUGCCAUUCUUUAAAUUACAUCAUGACACCAAGUACAAUUAAUUUGUCGUGCAAGUUGAGACAACCCAUUCCACCAUACGAGUCUGGCAACAUGGUGAUUACAGAUAAUAUCGAUAUUUCAUCAACAUCGCCAGAGUAUAAAAUAUUCGAAAUGGCAAUGAGUUGCCCAGUGAUGCGGCUACGUUAUUUGCAGUCGACUAUAAUAAAUAACUGAAGACUGCAGGUAACAUACUAGGUGAUGGAGCGAAGGGUAUUGUCGGGAGUCCGGGCGAGGUCUUCUAUGCGGUUGACUUGUAUAAGGUUUAUAUAUUUUAAAAUAACAUUGUAUUUAUGUACAAAGUCACCCGCAUAGCGGACAGAAGGACAACUUACUAAAAUGUGAAAUACUAAAACAAAGCAUUACCUCUGUUUAGUAUGGAAAUAUUCAUGUUUUCGUAAGCCGUGCCGAUUGAUGUACGAUUCGAAAAAGAAAUAAAUGUUUUUUAUUGCCACAGUCGACUUUUAUUUCUCCUCAAAAGCUUGUUACAAUAAAUACGUAUACUAUAUACAACGACCAAAACUAUGUACAAUUAUAACUACUGAACACUUGUUUGUUAAUCAAUAAAUUAUAUUUGUGACAAACAUCGCUCUUUUAUCUAUUAAAGCAAGUCCCUAGUUAUUUACAACAGUACUUAUUACUUGAACGUAAGUGCUCAUAUAAUUAAAUUAAAUAAAACUUAAUUAAAACUAAAGAAGAAUAGUUUCGAGGAAAAACAUUUUUGUGCUGCAAAAAGAUUACUAAUGCGAGCCGUCCAUCCACCCACUGGAUUUCCCACUAUGUUCAAGUUGGUUAAUAAACCCUAAAAGGAGCUCACAUCUUCCAGAGGCGAACAUUUGGCAGAUUUUAUUUUCAUAGAGUAAAACAACACCCAGUAAUUUCCAAUAUAUUAGAAAGAUUUCAUAAACUAAGUUGAUUACUUCUUAAGAGCUAAUAGGCACGGUUCCAUAAUAAAAU
Molecule: messenger RNA, 3696 nt
Organism: Spodoptera exigua (beet armyworm)
Lineage: Eukaryota; Metazoa; Arthropoda; Insecta; Lepidoptera; Noctuidae
Source: the annotation of a GenBank genome assembly